Molecule: messenger RNA, 5360 nt
Organism: Macrobrachium nipponense
Lineage: Eukaryota; Metazoa; Arthropoda; Malacostraca; Decapoda; Palaemonidae
Gene: TppII
Product: tripeptidyl-peptidase 2-like
Exons: 25
Coding region: 85-4008 (1307 amino acids)
Biological process (GO): proteolysis
Cellular component (GO): cytosol
Molecular function (GO): tripeptidyl-peptidase activity; serine-type endopeptidase activity
Source: RefSeq, a predicted model, not a curated record
UAGUAUUACCACAGUAGAUGUAUAAACUUAGUCUAAGGUAACUCUGUGCCAUUGUUUAUCAAUAGUGGUUUUCUAAGACCUGUUAUGAGGUCUCCCGUGAAGGAAGGCCUCAGGAUCUUACAAAGAAGUUGUUUUCAUAGAAUCAGUGUCUUUUUCGGAAACAAUCUUUCGUCUGCUGGGAAAAUAAGAACAACAACAAAGAUGGCGUCGACUACAGAGCCGUUGGGUGAAUUUCCUUCUUGGGGUUUACUACCAAGGAAAGAAACUGGAGUGGUUAGCUUGAUUAAUAAAUACCCAAACUAUGAUGGACGAGGGGUAGUCAUCGCCAUCUUUGAUUCUGGUGUUGAUCCUGGUGCUCCUGGUUUACAGGUAACUACAGAAGGUAAAGUAAAGAUCAUAGAUCGUAUAGAUGCAUCAGGAGCUGGUGAUGUUGAUACCUCAACUGUAGUAGAAGCAUCUGAGGGAGUCAUUGCCGGCCUCAGUGGUCGUAAACUUAAGGUUCCAGAAUCAUGGGUUAACCCUUCCGGGAAGUAUCAUAUAGGUGUCAAAGGAGCAUAUGCCAUUUAUCCCCAACGACUACGUGAGCGUGUGUCAAAAGAACGCAAGGAAAAGAAUUGGGAUACUGUCCAUAAAGCUUUAGUAGCAGAAGCACAGAGAAAGUUACAGGCUAUCGAGAGCAAUAAGAGUCCAAAUGGAAAUGGUGGAAAUUACCUAGAGAAGCUUACAAAAGAAGAUGCAGAGUCCAGGGUUGCACAGCUAAAUGCCCUUGAGAAGAAGUAUUAUGAUUUAGGACCUGCAUAUGACUGUGUUGUAUAUCAUGAUGGAGAUAUGUGGAGAGCUUGUAUAGACACAUCAGAACGAGGAGAACUGGAAUCUGGAAUUCAUCUGGGUGAAUAUAGGCUCUGUUACCAGUGGGCUUCACUAACUGAGGCAGAUCAGUACAACAUAUCAAUAAAUGUUCACAAUGAUGGAAAUAUUUUAGAAAUUGUGGGCAUGUGCUCUAGCCAUGGUACCCAUGUAGCAUCAAUUGCAUCGGCCAAUUUUCCUGAUAAUCCUGAGAGAAAUGGAAUUGCACCAGGAGCGCAAAUAGUUUCAAUCACUAUAGGAGAUAACCGUAUUAGCAGUAUGGAAACAGGGACAGCAUUAGCAAGAGCAAUGAUACGAGUUAUGGAAAACCCAUAUUAUAAAGUAGAUGUUAUCAAUAUGAGCUAUGGUGAACAUGCACAUUGGUGUAGUUCUGGGCGCUUAGGAGAGCUAGCACAUGAGGUUGUAAACAAGUAUGGUGUGAUCUGGGUAGCAUCAGCUGGCAACCAUGGACCUGCAUUGGCUACUGUUGGAGUACCUCCUGAUUUUCAAAAUGAUUCUAUCAUAGGUGUAGGUGCUUAUGUAUCUCCUGAUAUGAUGACUGCUGAAUACUCCAUGAUUGAAAAGCUUCCUGGGUGUCCAUAUACUUGGUCUUCAAGAGGUCCUACAGCUGAUGGUGCAAGAGGGGUAACAGUGUGUGCUCCAGGUGGUGCAAUCACUUCAGUUCCAAGAUUCACUCUACAUAGUAAUCAGUUAAUGAAUGGCACAAGUAUGGCAUCCCCUCACACUGCAGGUUGUGUUGGCUUGAUUGUUUCCGCUUUGAAACAGAAAAGCAUUCCAUAUUCUCCGUAUUCCGUCCGUCGAGCAAUAGAGAAUACAACUCUCACCUUAGAUGUUGAUAUCUUUGCUCAAGGUCAUGGUUUAAUACAGGUACAACACGCUGUUGAGCACUUAAUUCAGUAUUCUGGAGGUGUAGAAGAUAAGGUUCACUUUGCAGUAGAAUGUGGUAGUGAAAGAACAAAGGGUAUACAUCUGCGUAAUUGGCCUGCACUCAAACCUGUUGAUGUAUCCGUCACAGUUGAACCCAAGUUACUAAAUGACGCAAAAGCAGAACCUAGUGAAAAACUGUCCUUUUGUAUGGAGUUCGUUAUGACCUGUGAUGCUCCGUGGGUUAGGGCGCCACCUUGUUUACAAAUGUCAUAUAUGUUUAGAUCAUUUCAGGUUAGUAUAGAUCCUAGAGGGCUAAAUCGAGGUGGUGUUUACUUCACCACAGUUAAGGCCUAUAAUGCCAGUAAUGUAGAAAAAGGAGUCAUGUUUGAGGUACCGAUUACUAUUGUUGUUCCAACUGUAGAUCUUCUUCAUGGAUACUUCUAUUCAAGUGCAGCAGAAGUCUUUCGUGCUGGAUGUGUGAGACGUCACUUUCUACAAGUACCGAUUGAGUCAACAUGGGCAAGCGUAACUCUGAAAGCCUCGCAUUCAGAAAAGUGCCAAAGAUUCACCCUUCAUGCUGUUCAGCUCAAACCCAGUUGUAGUGUAAAAACAUUGGAAUAUUAUAAGGUGGUUAACCUGGGAUGUAAUGAAAGUACCACUUUAGUAUUUGCUGUGCGUGGAGGCUAUACACUGGAGCUCUGCUUAGCUAGAUGGUGGUCAAGUCUGGUUGAAGGUCAAGUCGAAACCUCUGUAGAUUUUCAUAGUCUUCGUCCAUCUCAAGAAGAGGUAACAUUAUUGUGCAAUGAAGGAAUACAAAGAAUUGAUGUUAGAGCAGGAUUGAGGCCUGAAGAAAUAGCUCCACAGGCAUGUUUGAAGCAUCAUACACAGGUUCUAAUGCCUGCUGACAGCAAGGUGGAAGUCUUAGGAGGAGCAAGAGAUACUGUACCUGACAGCCGACCUAUUUAUCACUUGAUUCUUAACUACAGUCUCACAGUUACGAAAGCUGCAGAGGUGACGCCAAAGUGUUCGUUAUUGAGUGAUGUUCUGUACGAAUCUGCAUUUGAGUCACAGCUGUGGUUAUUAUUUGAUCACAAUAAGCAGUUAAUGGGAUGUGGUGAUGCAUACAGUCAUAAGUACAGCUUAAAGUUGGAGAAAGGUGAAUACACUAUUAGACUUCACGUUCGUCAUGAGCGACCAGAUUUGCUAGAGAAACUUACAGAUUUGCCCUUAACCGUCCUGACGAAGUUGACACAAGAGGUUAAAUUAGAUCUAUACACAUCAUUUAAUGCAGCAGUAGCAUCUGGUAAAAAGGCCCAUUCCCUGACAUUGAGCACUGGUGCCGUCCAGCCAAUCUACCUCACAGCUCCUAGCCUUUCUGACAAGACACUAAAGGGUUUAGGGUUGACCCCUGGCCAAGCGUUAUUAGGUACACUGUCGUUUGCCAAGGAUGAACUAGUUCGGAAAGCUGUAAGUAGCCACAAGUUUGGCCGCAUACGUACUAUGCCGGAUCAGUACCCAUUACGAGUGGUGGUGACAGAGCUGCCAUGUAAGAAACGCAGUACAGCCAGCAGUGGCACUGGAACAGAAGAAAAGAAAGAGACAAAGACUCAUGCUGAUUAUUUGGAAGCCCUGAGAGAUCUGCAAACAGCUUGGAUAGCUAAAUUAGACAGUGAGAGUGGUGAGCAGAUUCACCGUGAGGUGAUGACAACCCAUCCUGACCACCUUGCUGCCCAGUUGGCUAGGCUACAGGCUCUUGAUGCAGGUGGGGCACAAAAUAGGGCUUUAGUUAUUGCCCAAGCUAAACAGAUUGUUUCUGCAGUGGAUACAGCUCCACUCUUAGCUUUCUACGGUACAAAAACAGACACUCGCUCUGAUGCAGCAAAGAUAAAGACACAGAUGGAUAAACAACGGAACACAUUACUGGAAGCUUUAUCGCGACAAGGGAGUGCAUUGUGUUCAGAUAUUCUACAGCUUCCAGCCAGUGAGCGACCACAAGAGACUCUGGAACAAGUUGAUAACAUUGCAACUGAGGUUUUGAAAUUUGUUGAGGCAUCAGAUUCAAAGGUUAAUUCAUUUUUUGCCAGUUAUUAUCAAGUACGAGGAUUUGAUGGAUUAUCAGCUCGCAUAAUUUUACGUCAGUGUGAAGAGAAAUGGACCCGUGAUAAUGAGGCAAAAUUAACUGAUGCCUAUACUCGAAUGGGCUGGACCCAUGCUGCUAGCCUCAUUGCCAGUACCCAUCCAUUAAGAUUCCCGACUAGUUUUGCACCUUUUUAACAUGGAUGCUAAUGUUCAUACUCAGUGACGCUGGCCGCCAUGAACUAUACUGCCAUUUAGCUUGUGUAUUAACAUGGAAGCUUUUGAGUGAAUCUGUAAUGGAAUUUUAUGAUUGAUAUUUAUUGGAAGUACAUUUGUUGGGUGAUCUUAUGAAGCAAUAUUCUGUUGAAGGAUGGAAAGGGUGCUAUGAUCAUUGCAAUAUAUGAUUAUACUUACAAAUUUUAUAAUUUUAUAAAGUUUGGUUGUUGGUUAUUGUUAGAUUACAGACUAUCAAAGUCUCAUUUCAAGUCUCUUAAAUGUGCACAUUCAUAUAAAGGAGGGUGCUGAAUCAGAAGGUGAAAAUCUGUUUCUUCCUAUUACUGUUAUCAUGAACUUGUAUUUUAAGGACAACUUCCAAUCUUAUUUCUAGAUACUGGGGUAAGUAUUUUUUUUUAUCUUUUCCCCUUUCUUCUUGGAAGGUUAUAUUUUUAAUUUUAUUAAAGAAAGCCACAGUUUAAUGUGGUAGGUGUUGAGAAAUUUCUGCUAAAAGAUCUUAUGCUGCAGUUGUUUUCCAUUUUUAUUGUUUUUCAAUUUUUGGUUCAGUUUGUACUGAAUACUGUACCUUGUUCUGAGGUGUGUGUAUAUAGCAUAGAAUUACACGAUAUUGAUAACCAAAUUUAUUUUUAUUGAUAAAGUAAUAUAUUUUCUUGUCAUGUUUACUUUUUAUAGUUUCAUCCAUUGGUCUGUUAAUUAACUUUAGUUGCAUUGUACGUUUUGUAUAUUUGAUAGAACAUUUAUUUUAACUUUGUUUCUGAUUAUAUUGGAACACUGUGAAUGACAUAACUAGGGAAUUUUAAAACACUGCAAAGCAACCUUGUACAAAAGAGGAUAUAUUUUAUUGCAAUCACUCUAUACUGGUAUUUUUACAAGUUAAGACAUUUCUCAUAAGCUAAUAUCUGUCUUGAAGACCUAGAGAAUUACAAUUGCAUAUACUGGUUUGUACUCAAAAUAACAUUUGGAUUGGGAUUUCCAAUAUACGUAUUGGGAUAUUACUGUACUUGAAGUGUUUAAAUUCCUGUAGGAUCUUGUACCCUAGUGAGGGUAAUUUUUUUAUUGUCUUCAGUAGUUUUAAUAUGUUGUAUUGCAUUGGACAGUACAGGGUUAUUUUAUUAUCUGUGUUGUUUUUAUAUAUUUCUGUACAUUAUAUGCCUACUUUUUUUGUUGCAUCUGCACACGUGAGUAGCUACCCAAAGUCAGGAAGGUGUUUGAGCUCUGUUUUUGAGAGUAAGACUGACAACAAAUGAAUAGUCAGAUUUCAUAACCAUGAAAAAAGAAUAUUUGUAAUAUAUGCCAAAAUAAAUGAAAAAGCGUAA